CACCACUUCCCGUAUGAGCGUGGUGGCGAUUGGCAAAUCUAAAAAGUACCGGGGUUGGGUGUACCUGAGCAUGUACAUGUACUUCGUACAUUGAAAAGGCGCCCUAGAGUUUCAUAAAGAAGUCAUCGGUAUAUAUUCAAGUAAUUCAAGCAUUCCAAGUUCAAGGACAUAUUGUAUGUUUCUUGUACAGAUCUGCAAACAGUGCAAAGCCGCCAUAAGGUGAAAUAUGAAAGAUGAGUGAUACAGUCCGAGUCGUCAUGUGGACCACUCCACGUUCCCGUGCCUCCAUCGUAGCAAAAUGCAUGGACAGAGUGCCAGGUUCCAAGAUCCUCUUCCAGCUUUCCUCGUCGGCAUAUCGCGCCAGUCUUGACGAGUUUACAUCUCUGCAGUCAGGUUCCCCUGCAGAAAAGAUGCACGAUGCUCUCGUAGACCCUAAAAGCUCCGACUACGAUGAGGGAAAGAGCACCUACCCAUGGAUGAAGAAUCAAAUGGAAGCCGACUACCCAGGUAAGAGGUUCGUCUUUGCCAAGGAGAUGGCUUACUGCAUCGACGGCAAGUUUGAGUAUCUCCCCGAGGGCUAUCGCCACAUCUUCCUUAUCCGGGACCCGGUGAAGGUGUUUCAGUCCUUCAAGAGGUGCGUGCCGGAGAUCAUAGCUAUUCGUGGACUUAAGGGGGAGGAAGGGAAGCUUGAGCUGGACAAGCUAUCGGCUAAGCUCCUGGGGAAAGAACUAGCUUUCAAAGAAGCAGUCAACGUGUAUGAAUAUCUCCAAGAGAAAAAUAUUGAACCGGAUCCCAUCAUUGUGGAUUCCGACGACCUUGUGAAUGACCCGGCAAGUAUUCUCCCAGCGCUCUUCCAAAGGCUCGGAGUAGAAUAUCAUGAGUCUAUACUUAACUGGGAAAAAGGGGCAGAUGUUUUAGACAGCUGGGUUGUGAGUAAAAGAUACAAGUACAGGAUAAGGAAUGUCGAAUAUUUCAGGAAUUUCCGGGAUAGCACAAAGUUUCUCAAACCAGAAGCUAUAACUGGUACCACGCACACUGGUGUCAGCCUCACUGCUGAUGUACAGCGAUGUGUCGAUUUCUCCAGGCCAUAUUAUAUGAAGUUAUACGAAAAACGCUUGACAAUUUGAGACACUGCAGGAACCAAACACCGUAUUUUCAAUUCCUAAGUAGCACAAAUUCUCCACAAAAUUCUAUUUUGCUUCAAAAUGAUGUCAUAUCUUGAAACAGGGAACAUUUUCAGCACGUAUAUAUCUGCAUAUUAUAUGGCCUAGCUGUAACCAAUUGAACUUAAAGUGUAACGUUUCGCAGUGGGCUAAAUUUAAUUAACCCUACCCCCAGUUCCCAAUCCUCCAAAAUCCUCUGGGCAAAAUGCACGAAUUUGUAGGAUUGAUUGAGGUUUCUUGCAAGUUGAAGCAUUGGAAGAUUUUGCAGGAUUGAGUCACUGGGAG
Molecule: messenger RNA, 1448 nt
Organism: Acanthaster planci (crown-of-thorns starfish)
Lineage: Eukaryota; Metazoa; Echinodermata; Asteroidea; Valvatida; Acanthasteridae
Source: RefSeq, a predicted model, not a curated record